This is a messenger RNA of Puccinia triticina, 372 nucleotides long. RefSeq lists its product as uncharacterized. The transcript has 2 exons. The record is from RefSeq and is a predicted model, not a curated record. Bases 1 to 372 code for a protein of 123 amino acids. Lineage: Eukaryota; Fungi; Basidiomycota; Pucciniomycetes; Pucciniales; Pucciniaceae.
AUGACUCACGCAGCUCAAAGCCAAAGCCUCCCGAAACCUACCGGAGCGCUUUCGAAGUCUCCACCGGAGUUAAGCAACGAGGCCAUGAAGAACGCCGCAAAGAAGAAUCCACCUCCUCCCAGUGGUCAACCACCCCAAACCUAUCCAAAACCAACAAUCAUUUCACAGAAAAAACCGACAGAUCCAAAAAAUCAGAAGUCCAAGGACAAGUACAAAGGCCGGCCCGAAAACGAUAUCAAGCCCGCUGGAACCGAAGGGCUCAUCAAGCGAGAAAGCCAUCCCAUUCGAACCCCGGUCUGGAAGCGAGAAGAUCUCACCAGUCCUCAUGUUAUCGUAAACAGAUCAGCGUCUCUCUUGAAAAUACCUUCAUAA